Molecule: messenger RNA, 1397 nt
Organism: Zea mays
Lineage: Eukaryota; Viridiplantae; Streptophyta; Magnoliopsida; Poales; Poaceae
Product: GDSL esterase/lipase
Exons: 3
Coding region: 139-1143 (334 amino acids)
Molecular function (GO): hydrolase activity, acting on ester bonds
Source: RefSeq, a predicted model, not a curated record
CUCUAUUUAAUGAGCGCACCCACCACUCGCCAGACAACGCCGGCAGCAGCAGUCUGCAGAUCGAGCACAGCCGCGCGCGGCUUGCCACCGUACAAACAAGCACGAGCACUCCGCUAGCUGCUCCGCCGCGCAACAACAAUGGCGUCCCCGCGCGGCCAUCGUCAUCGCCGGGCCAACGUGCUGCAGCGUGCGGCGGCGGCGGCGGCGCUCCUGCUCGCUCUAUCCUGCUGCUGCAGCAGCGCUGAUCCGUGGCCGCCGCCGCCGCCGCCGCCCAAGGUGCCGGCGGUGAUCGUGUUCGGGGACUCGACGGUGGACACGGGCAACAACAACGCGAUCGGCACCGUGCUGAAGAGCAACUUCGCGCCGUACGGGCGCGACAUGGCCGGCGGGGCCCGGCCCACGGGGCGGUUCUGCAACGGGCGCCUGCCGCCCGACUUCGUCUCCGAGGCGCUGGGCCUGCCGCCGCUGGUCCCGGCCUACCUCGACCCGGCCUACGGCAUCCAGGACUUCGCCCGCGGCGUCUGCUUCGCCUCCGCCGGCACCGGACUCGACAACAAGACCGCCGGCGUGCUGUCGGUGAUCCCGCUGUGGAAGGAGGUGGAGCACUUCAGGGAGUACAAGCGGCGGCUGCGGCGGCACGUGGGGCGCGGCAGGGCGCGGGGCAUCGUCUCCGACGCGCUCUACGUGGUGAGCAUCGGCACCAACGACUUCCUGGAGAACUACUUCCUGCUGGUGACGGGGCGGUUCGCGGAGCUCACGGUGGGCGAGUACGAGGACUUCCUGGUGGCGCAGGCGGAGCGGUUCCUGGGCGAGAUCCACCGGCUGGGCGCGCGCCGGGUCACCUUCGCCGGGCUCAGCCCCAUGGGCUGCCUGCCGCUGGAGCGCACGCUCAACGCGCUCCGCGGCGGCUGCGUCGACGAGUACAACCAGGUGGCCCGCGACUACAACGCCAAGCUGCUCGCCAUGCUCCGCCGCCUCCAGGCGGCGCGCCCGGGGCUCAGGGGCUGGAGAACGUGGAGGAGGGCUGCUGCGCGACGGGGAAGGUGGAGAUGUCUUACCUGUGCAACGACAAGAGCCCCCACACGUGCGCCGACGCCGACAAGUACUUCUUCUGGGACUCCUUCCACCCCACCCAGAAGGUGAACCAGUUCUUCGCCAAGAAGACGCUGGACCUGUGCUACGAGCAGCUCCUGUGAUGCUGGACGCUGCUUGCUAUUGCUACUAAUCAAUCAAUCGCGGUGUAUAGCAUAGCAUUCGAUUGUCUUCCAUGUACUGUAUCUGUAUGUAGCAUGGUUGUUCUGCCUGUUCCGAAUCCCGAUGCGUCGAUUCUUUUGGAUUUAAAUGAUCAGAUCAGAGUGGUUUAUAAUUUACAAAUUUGAUCGAGUUACAUUACAUUU